Molecule: messenger RNA, 903 nt
Organism: Elgaria multicarinata webbii
Lineage: Eukaryota; Metazoa; Chordata; Lepidosauria; Squamata; Anguidae
Gene: GSG1L2
Product: GSG1 like 2
Exons: 5
Coding region: 1-903 (300 amino acids)
Cellular component (GO): plasma membrane
Source: RefSeq, a predicted model, not a curated record
AUGGGGGCGGACAGGAGGCAGAGAGCCUCGGCGGCGAUCUCUCUGAGCUUUCUCUCUUUAAUCUUCUCCAUCACAGCCUUCAGCAGCAGCUACUGGUGCGAAGGGACCAGGAAAGUCGCCAAGCCCUUUUGCAGCGAUCUCAGGGGUGGGACCCACUGCAUCCGUUUCAACAGCUCAGGUGCAAAUGACAGCAACGUGGUGCAGUACAUCUGGGAGACAGGCGACGACAAGUUUGUCGACCGGAAGUUCCAUGCCGGCAUCUGGUACUCUUGUGAGGAGGUUAUCACUGGAGAAGGUGAGAAAUGCAGAAGUUUUAUCAGCCUGACACCCCCGGCAGAUCGAGGGGUUCUGUGGUUGUCUAUUGCAGCAGAGGUCCUCUACAUCGCUUUACUCCUGAUGGGUGUCACUCUCAUGCUGAUUGAAAUCUGCCAUUCCAUCAGCAUCCUGGAUGGGCUGAAGCUCAAUGCGUUUGCUGCGAUAUUCACUGUUCUAGCAGGUCUCCUGGGAAUGGUGGCUCACAUGAUGUAUACAACUGUAUUUCAAAUGACUGUCAAUCUUGGUCCAGAGGACUGGCGCCCACAGACCUGGGAUUAUGGCUGGUCUUACUGUCUUGCGUGGGGCUCCUUUGCCUGCUGUAUGGCUUCCUCUGUGACCACAAUGAACAGAUACACAAAAACUAUUCUGGAGUUUAAGUAUAAACAGAAAAAACUGGAGAGAAGUUUAAAGGCGAAAUCCAACUCCCCCAAUCCAGAAAAGGCCUGGAAGAUGUACAUUGACACCAUCCACCACAGCACAACUGAGGACUUCAUGCAUCACUUGACGGACAUUCACAGUCCAGCCAGUCCGUCAGCAUUUGCAGAACUGAAUAAUAUCCCCAUGGCACAUUGUGAAGAAUAUUGCUAA